This is a messenger RNA of Pneumocystis murina B123, 279 nucleotides long. RefSeq lists its product as hypothetical. Lineage: Eukaryota; Fungi; Ascomycota; Pneumocystomycetes; Pneumocystales; Pneumocystaceae. The transcript has 9 exons. The record is from RefSeq and is a predicted model, not a curated record. Bases 1 to 279 code for a protein of 92 amino acids.
AUGACGUAUUCUUGUCAACUUUUAAUUAUUUUUUAUGUGUUAAAAAACGAACAUAAAAUAAGUUUUUAUUUUAAUAAUUUAAAAAAACUAAACUAUAUCGGCAAAAAGUGCAAAGACAUUAUGAAUAUAAUAUUUUUAUGGUUUUUAAAAAUUAUAUUAAUUUUUGAAAAUCGACUUUCAUAUAAGAAACCUUUUAACUCGAAUUCAAAUUUUAAUUAUAAAAUAACGAUAAAAAAAAUGAAUUAUACAAAGCCUUCAGAAUAUUAUUGGAAGAAAUGA